Pararge aegeria (speckled wood butterfly) is the source of this 367-nucleotide messenger RNA. Its product is annotated as REPTOR-binding partner-like. NCBI's taxonomy places the organism in Eukaryota, Metazoa, Arthropoda, Insecta, Lepidoptera, Nymphalidae. The annotation marks the transcript as partial. The transcript is spliced from 2 exons. The record is from RefSeq and is a predicted model, not a curated record. Gene Ontology annotation, cellular component: nucleus. Gene Ontology annotation, molecular function: DNA-binding transcription factor activity. Gene Ontology annotation, biological process: regulation of DNA-templated transcription.
AAACAAUUCGUGAUCAUUUCAGAAAGAAGCAGAAAGUCGGCUCGCGAAUGCCGUGCUCGGAAGAAGUUGCGCUACCAAUAUCUAGAGGAACUCGUGGCAGACCGCGAACGCUCCGUUCUAUCACUGAGAAAAGAGCUCGAGAAAUACUAUCAAUGGAACAACGAGCUCGACCAGGGACGGAUUCCAGAAAGAAUCGAAGACCUGCUUCGAGAGAUGGGAGUGAAGCAGGAGGAGCCCCAGCCUUUCUGAAGAUAUAAUUUUGAAGGUAACUUACAAUUUAAGUUCCACUUAUCCGGGUAAUAUGUUUUAUUAUAUAACCAAAAAUUUUAUAUUUAUUACCUUCAUAGUGUCCAGAUUUUUUUGAAAA